GCAGUGUUAUUACUUUUGUUAGAACAUUAUAAUAAACACCAUCAUGAGCGCUGAUAAGACAUUAGCUGAAAUGGAGAAGGCUGGCAAGUCUGCCGGUUUGCAAAUUUGGAGAAUCGAGAAAAUGCAGCUUGUACCGGUUGCGAAAGCGGCCUUCGGGACGUUUUUCAGCGGGGAUUCGUACCUUUUGCUGAAAACAAUCAAUUUGAAAGGCAGUUCCUUCAGGUGGGAUCUGCAUUUCUGGCUUGGUAAAGAAUCUUCACAAGAUGAGAAAGGCGCGGCUGCCAUCUUUGCUUCUCAAAUGGACGACAAGCUUAACGGGUACCCAGUCCAGUUCCGUGAAUUGCAGGAUCACGAAUCCCCCACUUUCCUUGGAUACUUCGGAGGUGUGGUCACAUACAAAAAAGGCGGCGUUGCAUCCGGGUUCAAUCACGCCAGAACAAAUAUCAGUGACGUCAAGAGGCUGCUGCAUUUAAAGGGCAAACGUAUGGUUCGAAUGAACGAAGUAGAAAUGACAUGGAAGUCCUUUAACCAGGGUGAUAUCUUCAUAGUGGAGGUCGAAAAUGAUUUGUUCCAGUGGAACGGCAGCGUCAGCAAUCGAUACGAGCGCCUGAAGGGAUGUGAAAUUGUCAACAAUAUUAAAAACAAUGAAAAAGCUGGAAAGGGAAAAAUAACCGUGCUCAGCGAAGGGGAUAGUUACCCGCAGAAAAUGCUUAAGGCUUUGGCGGGAUCCCCAAAAGACAUCAGGCCAGAAAUUGCCGACGACGACACCGCACAGAAGCCUGCGCAACGCAAAGCAGCGACACUUUACCACGUUUCUUCGGACUCUGGUACCUUACAAGUAAAACAAAUUGGAACCGCUCCCUUUGACCAAGACUCUCUGCUCAGCGGGGAUUGCUUUAUUCUCGACAAUGGCUCUAAAAAUUCGAUUUUCGUAUGGAAAGGAAAAGCGGCGAGCAAGGACGAGAGAGAUGGAGCGCUAAAGAAUGCUGAAGACUUCAUUAAAACUAAAAAAUACAAGCCGUUUACCCGAGUUCAGGUUAUGGGCGAAGGGUCCGAGUCAGCUCUGUUCACUCAAUUCUUCAAAGACUGGAAACGCAGAGACCACGUUGAAGGUUUUGGGAAGACUUAUUCCAUCAAUAAAGUAGCAAAAGUUGACCAGACCAAGUUUGACGUGAAGGAGUUGUACAAAACCCCUAAGCUUGCCGCACAACAUGGAAUGGUGGACAACGGAUCUGGGAAGGUUCAAGUUUGGAGAAUCGAAGGCGCUGACAAGGCAGAAGUGAAAAAGGAAGAUUAUGGAAGGUUUUACGCCGGUGAUUGCUACAUCGUAUUAUACACUUAUUCGCCAAGGGGCAGAGAGCAAUAUAUCAUUUACUUCUGGCAAGGAUCGCAGGCUUCCCAGGACGAGAUCGGCGCUUCUGCAAUUCUUGCCACUCAACUCGACGACCAAUAUGGCGGUAAACCAGUGCAAGUCAGAGUGGUAGAGGGAAAAGAGCCGGCACAUAUGCUUGCAAUCUUCAAGGACCCGGUCAUUAUAACAAGGGGCGGAUAUGACAAAACAGCGAAAAAAGAGACCGGGAUUUCAGAAACCGCACUUUUCCAAGUCCGUUCUACUUCAUCUGGAGGGACUAAAGCCAUAGAGGUUGCGAAAUCAGCAAGCUCCCUGAACUCCAACGAUGCUUUUGUCGUGAAGAGUCCAAAAGAAUGUUUUAUUUGGAAAGGACUCGGGGCAAGCGAUGGAGAAAUCGACGCUGCUCGAUUCACAGCAGGUGCUGUUAGCAAUCACAAGGCUGUUGAAGUAAAGGAAGGUUCCGAAAGCGCAGGUUUUUGGAGCGUUCUUGGAGGGAAAAAGAAAUACGCGUCAUCUCCCAGAAUGUUAGACGACCUUGAAUCAAACCCUCCACGAUUAUUUGCCAUUUCCAACGCUAAAGGACGAGUGAUGAUAGAAGAGGUUCCAGGUGACUUCGCACAAAGCGAUUUGGAACCGGAUGACGUCAUGAUGUUGGACACUUUUAACCAAGUGUUCAUUUGGAUCGGCGAAGGCGCCAACGCAGAAGAAAGGGCUUCUGCGCCAGGGCUAGUAAAGGAAUACAUUGAGAGUGACCCAAGAGGACGAGAUAGCAAUUGCCCGAUUCACAAAAUCAAGAUGGGAUUGGAGCCUGUUAACUUUAUCGGUUUCUUUCCUUCUUGGGAUCAUGACUUCUUCUCACGCAGACAGAGCUAUGCGGCAAGGAUGCAGCAACUUACUGUUUCCUAAGUGCAGGAAAUAUAAAAGAACUGCCAUGGCCCGCGUCUGCAAAUUAUAAACUCGUAUAUACUCCAUGUACCAAGACACUCAUAUCCCCCAAUCAAACGCUAGCCCAGUAAAAUGCAUGCUUGAUCAACACCAAUUAUAAUACUGCACUUCCACGCAGGGAAUAGUAUUCGGUAUAUUUUGAACAUCGUGUAAUACCUUAAUUUAAUGCAGUUCAUGAAGGGCAGUGAUCACUGUAAAUUAUAUAUUCCUACAGUUCCGCUUUUUAGCGUUUGUACUGUAAUUUUAUAAUACACAGAUAAACAAAAC
This is a messenger RNA of Ciona intestinalis (vase tunicate), 2563 nucleotides long. RefSeq names its product gelsolin. Gene Ontology annotation, molecular function: actin filament binding; phosphatidylinositol-4,5-bisphosphate binding. The record is from RefSeq and is a predicted model, not a curated record. Lineage: Eukaryota; Metazoa; Chordata; Ascidiacea; Phlebobranchia; Cionidae. Gene Ontology annotation, cellular component: actin cytoskeleton; cytoplasm. Gene Ontology annotation, biological process: barbed-end actin filament capping; actin filament severing; actin polymerization or depolymerization.